UUCCACGCAGAGUGUCUGUGGCUGAACUUCCUCAGUGUUGGGACUUUGUGCGGCUCCAGACUGAGCUGCUCUCGGCUCGUUUCGCACUUUCCAGCACAUGACAGCGCUGUCAGCGGGACUCCAUGCUGUCUCUGACAACUUUCUCUGCAGCUGCUGCUUCUGCCGCAACAGGUGGACAGCUCUGCUCCCAGGAAGUGAUGUGACUCUCUGGCUGGACUGAGAACAGAACCGUCGUUGUGAGAACCGAACCAUCAUCUCUAUUCUGGAUCAAACAGACUCCUCUUUGGUUAUCUUCUGGAUUGUUCCACAAGACUGCUCUAGAACCAGCGUCGGCUCUAAUGUUGAUUAUGUGAUCUGUCCCAGCACUAACAUGUCACACUGAGCAAAACUGAAACCAAGUAAAACACACUGAGUUUGACACAUCCACCAAUCUUGAGCCUUCACCAUGUGAGCUCAUAAGUAACUGCUGGCCUGUGAACGUAGCUCUGCUGUCUUUUUUGUUUUUCUGUGUCACUCAUCUUCGAGCAGAGCUGCAGUACAUGUGGAUAAGGAAAUAACCACAGUGAACUCGACACCAAGGGAAGAUAUGCAUGUUUCUUAGACUCUUUUCCUCCUUUAUUGAUGAUGCAGUAAUUCUGGUGAUAUUGAGAGCAUCUGUUGUUGUGAUGGCCGCUGCCUCCACUCCAGAGAAGCAUCCGCCCCUCCUGCAGCUCCAAGAGGUGGACUCCAGUCGAGUCGGCAGUCGUGUCCUCUCUCCGAUCCUCAGCUCCUCCUCUCCUAAUCUGUCCCUGGAAACCAACCAGCCCAUCUGCAUCCCGUCCCCAUACACCGACCUGAGCCACGACUUCACCCCUAUACCUUUCUACAGUCCAACCAUCUUCAGCUAUGCUGGUCCCAGCAUUUCAGACUGUCCCUCUGUCCAUCAGUCACUAAGCGCCUCUUUAUUCUGGCCCAGCCACGGCCAUGUGGGGCCGCCCAUACCUCUGCACCGCUCGCAGGCUCGACCCCAGCACAGCCAGCCCAGCCAGAGUCCGUGGGACGGUGUCUUAGCAGCCAGUAAGAGUGUGAGGAAGCGUUCCCAGGAGAACGAGGAGGGCGUGGUGUCAUCGGGCGGGAAGGCAGACCUCCACUACUGUGCUGUGUGUCAUGACUAUGCUUCAGGCUACCACUACGGAGUCUGGUCCUGUGAGGGGUGUAAGGCUUUCUUCAAGAGGAGCAUCCAAGGACACAAUGACUACAUUUGCCCAGCAACCAACCAGUGCACUAUCGACAAGAACCGCCGCAAGAGCUGCCAGGCAUGUCGCCUUCGCAAAUGCUAUGAAGUUGGGAUGACCAAAUGUGGUAUUCGAAAGGAGCGUGGAAACUACAGGAACCCGCAGACGAGGCGAGUGACCCGUCUGUCCUCGCAGGGGCGAGCCAACGGACCAAAGGUGUUAACUGGACCAGCAGAGGCUUUAUUAAAUGAGCCACACCCUCCUGCACUGACCCCAGAGCAGCUGAUCGAGCGAAUAAUGGAUGCGGAGCCGCCAGAGAUCUACCUCAUGAAGGACAUGAAGAGGCCGCUGACCGAAGCCAACGUCAUGAUGUCGCUCACCAACCUGGCUGAUAAGGAGCUGGUGCACAUGAUCAGCUGGGCCAAGAAGAUUCCAGGCUUUGUCGAGCUCGGCCUCUUGGACCAGGUGCACCUGUUGGAGUGCUGCUGGCUGGAGGUGCUGAUGAUCGGACUGAUGUGGAGGUCAGUGGACCAUCCAGGGAAACUCAUCUUCUCCCCAGACCUCAGCCUGAGCAGAGAGGAGGGGAGCUGUGUCCAGGGGUUUGCGGAGAUAUUUGAUAUGCUGAUCGCUGCCACGUCCCGGGUGAGAGAGCUCAAGCUGCAGAGGGAGGAGUACGUCUGCCUCAAGGCCAUGAUCCUCCUUAACUCCAACAUGUGCCUCAGCUCCUCAGAGGGCAGUGAGGACCUGCAGAGUCGUUCCAAACUGCUAUCUCUCCUGGACGCUGUAACGGACGCUCUGGUGUCGGCUAUCGGCAAAACCGGCCUCACCUUCCGCCAGCAGUACACCCGCCUUGCCCACCUGCUCAUGCUGCUCUCACAUAUCCGCCAUGCCAGUAACAAAGGCAUGGACCAUCUUCACUGCAUGAAAAUGAAGAACAUGGUGCCUUUGUACGACCUCCUGUUGGAGAUGCUGGACGCCCACAUCAUGCACAGCUCCCGUCUGCCUCGCCAGCCUCCUCAGCAGGAGUCCACAGAUCAGGAGGAGGUUUCCGUUCAGCCGCACAGCUCCGGGGUCGGACCCUCAAAUACCUGGACGCCCAGCAGCGCCGGAGUCGAAGGUGCACCCCAGUAGUCACAUCAGAAUUCAAAUGCAAUGAAAUUUCACUGCUUUGCACAAAAGUAGUAGACAGGACUGGGGUGCUUUAUAGGAACUAUCUGCAAAGAUUGAGAGCUGGAUUCUCUGAUCGAUCACUGCUGAAUCUUUGACACACUGUGCACUAUUUCUGGUGAAUUUCCCAAAUCUGCAAAGCUAAAGCUGUAGAUGAAAAGCCAAACCUGCCAGAUUCAUUGCCUUGCCUCUAUAUAUCAAAAAGCCAGACUGGAACAGGAGCUGUUCUCAAACUGGUAGUUUGACCAUUGGGACCAGUGUUUGCUUCAUUCUACAUGUAACACAUUACUGUGGGCCUUGAGUUGCUGUGGUUUUCAGUGAUUACAACGUCAUCUGCUUCAAAUAAACCACAGGUGCUGUUUGAUGAGAAGGCCAGAGCUGGACAGUAACCCUCUCAGGCAGUAAAUAAUUACAGCAAAGCUUUUUACUGCUUUAUCAGUCCAUAUAUUUGCCCCUUGCUGGUACAAUCAUGGAGGUGUAACCAACAGCUGUGUAAUGAUGCCCACAGAGAUGGCAACCAGGGGUCUGCUGUAGAGUUUAAGUCUGAAUUAGGAGAAACCUGAACCUAACCUUUCUUUGACAAAUCCCAACUUUGUGCUUUGCCUUUGUUAUGUUUUUUAUUUUUUAACAAAUGCUUAGCUGUUAACUAACUGUUCACAGAUAAGACUGCAAGCAAAGAUUGUCAUUAUCAGCUAAGCUGCUGAUUAUUUGGUUAUUUUAACAAAUUUAUCACAGUGUAUGCAAGUAAAAUACCUACUGUAAUUUCCCACAGAACACAGUCAUGUCUUUAGAUGUGCUCUUGUGGUCAAUCAGUCCCAGAUCCAAAGAUAUUCCAUUUAAUACUAUGUAUGCCAAGAAAAAGCAUCAAAUCAUCACAUUUGAGAGGCUAAAAGCAAAUGUUUGACAUCUUAAAACUAGUUCUUUACUCUGUCUUGGGUUAAACAACAUUCGGCGAUUUCAUUUGAUUGAGAAAAGCAGACAUCCUAUCUACAACAUACAACAGAAGUGAGUUCUGACAAAGUUCUGGUGUUCUCAGCUCUUUUUAGAACCGUGUUCAUGCAGUUAGACUGAUGGUAAAUCACAGGUGAAUUCAGUUUGCUUUUAAUGAUCACAGGUUUUGUAACUUGUGUGUCAUUUCUCCUCACAAGUGCACUCACAAGUUCUACUACUUGGUUUUUUUCAAUACUCUGUUUUGAAAGUGUUUGUUUUUGAUUGUUCAUAAAAGAAAAUACUCGACUGUUUGACUUUGAAGUAAUGCGAUUACUGAUACAAUGUUGAGUCUUUUGAUGUUUAAGUGAUACUGCACAAGGUGUUCUCACUUCUGUUGUAUGAUGUAUUUAUUCUGCAAAUUGUUUCUACUAAUGUUUUAGAAUUCAAUUUCCAAAUUCCAUGAUUCUGAUACAGCGUGUUGCUAUAAAUAUACUGUGAUUCAAGCUGCUGCUGUGGCGCUCAGACCUCUGGUUGACCACUACAGGGUGCUUUACCUUAUCGCCUGCUUACACCAGUCUUUGCUCUAUUUUUCAAAGACAUCUUGUUUCCUGUGAAGAACCAUCACCACUGUUGCUCUUAGGAAGACAUGGCAGGUUUUUUCUUGAAGAAAAAGACUAUUUUUGUAUUUUGCUACAGUAGUUAUUGUGACAUGAUGCAGCUUUAACAAUCACUGCAAGAUUAAUGGUUCUUCACCAGCUGUAGGCGUCUGUAUGUCUGGUCCUUGUGCAUUUCCUAUCAACACUCGCUUUGUCACCAUUCAGCAAAUUGUGUUAUCACUGUGUAUAUGUACUUACAGUGUACUUCAUGCUCCUUGACAAAAUGUCACUCGUUGCUCAUUUCUGGUGAAAACCUUUAUCAAUGAAUGUGUAAACCAGUAAAAUUCUACAAACACC
Molecule: messenger RNA, 4264 nt
Organism: Stegastes partitus (bicolor damselfish)
Lineage: Eukaryota; Metazoa; Chordata; Actinopteri; Pomacentridae
Gene: esr2a
Product: estrogen receptor 2a
Exons: 9
Coding region: 591-2345 (584 amino acids)
Biological process (GO): cellular response to estradiol stimulus; regulation of DNA-templated transcription; estrogen receptor signaling pathway
Cellular component (GO): nucleus
Molecular function (GO): sequence-specific DNA binding; zinc ion binding; nuclear estrogen receptor activity
Source: RefSeq, a predicted model, not a curated record